AUGAAAAACCUGAUUUAUCAGAUAUUACAAAUAUUAGGAGUUCAAAUAAAGUUGAUAUAUUGGUUAUCAUAAACAAUUAUUGUAACAAAACAACAACAUCACCAUUUGAUCCAGCUAGAAGCCAUAUUUUGGAUAUGAUGCCAGAAUCAAAGAUUCAAAAAGAAUUUAAUGCUGAUGAUUGGUCCAUUUGGUUUGAUGAUUAUAUAUCUCCAUUAACUACUGGAGUACUGAAGCUGGAUGGAACUUGUUGUGUUCCUUGGGGUGAAAUAAGUGUAUUAGCAUCACAAAAUCACUGUAAUUCUGAAAAUGAUGCUUUAACAAUGACAGUGGAACAUG
Entrophospora candida is the source of this 336-nucleotide messenger RNA. The record is from the annotation of a GenBank genome assembly. Lineage: Eukaryota; Fungi; Glomeromycota; Glomeromycetes; Entrophosporales; Entrophosporaceae.